UGUCAGCAUUGCCAAAAAAAUUGCCUCACCACCUGAAGUGAAGCAAUCCAGGCUGUAACCCUGCAAGUUACACUGGUUGAAAGCACCGGAUUACUUUGCAUUAGAGAGGAUUUAGUAUCCUGUAUUUAUAGAACCAAUGUGCUGAGCAGGUACUGUGUGUGUGUGAGUGAGUGUUUUUAAAUGAAGAGAAGGCGAGAUUAGUGCAGAGUGUGUCAGAGUGUCCUCAGCUUGUCUCUAUUAGCCAGAAUAAAGCGCCAUGGACUACGAGGAAUUCCGCACCAGAGGGAAGGAGAUGGUGGAUUAUGUGGUCGAUUACCUGCAGUCCAUUGAGGAGCGUCCCGUUUACCCGUCUGUGGAGCCCGGCUACCUGCGCCAUCUCAUCCCAGAGAGCGCCCCCGAGCAGCCCCACUCCUUCGAGGAGGUGAUGAAGGAUGUGGAGAGGGUGGUCAUGCCAGGGAUAACUCACUGGCACAGUCCACAUUUCCAUGCCUAUUUCCCCACGGGAAACUCCGUGCCGGGUAUGCUGGGUGACAUGCUCUCCAAUGCUAUCAGCUGUAUUGGCUUUUCCUGGGCUGCAAGUCCCGCAUGUACAGAGCUGGAGACUGUGAUGCUUGAUUGGCUGGGGAAGAUGCUGAACCUGCCCCAUCAGUUCCUAGCUGGGACCAAUGGAGAAGGCGGUGGAGUGUUACAGUCCACAGCCAGUGAGGCGACCCUGGUGGGACUCCUUGCUGCAAGAAGAAAGAAGGUUUUACACAUCCAGGCAGAUACGCCUGAUCUUGAAGAGAGGAUGAUCAUGACAAAACUGGUUGCCUACAUGUCAGAUCAGUCUCACAGCUCUGUUGAACGAGCAGGAUUGAUUGGAGGAAUAACAAUGAGAAAGUUGCCCUCUGACAGCCAGCUCAGCCUGCGGGGAGAGACCCUGAAACAAGCAAUAGAAGAAGAUAAAGCUGCUGGUCUGAUUCCUUUCUUCUUGUGUGCGACACUGGGCACCACCGCUUCCUGUGCAUUUGAUUCGAUUUUGGAGCUAGGACCGAUCUGUAAUUCUGAAAAAGUCUGGAUGCACAUUGAUGCUGCUUAUGCAGGAAGUGCUUUUAUUUGCCCAGAAUUCAGACCUUUAUUAAACGGUGUCGAGUUUGCAGAUUCUUUCAACUUUAACCCUCAUAAAUGGCUCCUUGUGAACUUUGAUUGCUCAGCGAUGUGGGUGAAGAAAAGAUCAGACCUUAUCGGUGCUUUUAAAGUGGAUCCUCUUUACCUUAAACAUGAGCAUCAGGACUCUGGACUUAUCACUGAUUACAGGCAUUGGGGGAUUCCACUCGGACGCAGAUUCCGCUCUCUGAAAAUGUGGUUUGUGUUCCGAAUGUUUGGAAUAAAAGGUCUUCAAGAACAUAUUCGCAAGCAAGUGAAUCUUGCGCAUGAGUUCGAAGGCUUACUACUUCAAGAUAAAAGGUUUGAGAUUGCGUCUGAUGUCGUGUUGGGACUAGUGUGCUUCAGACUCAAGGGGUCAAAUGAUCUCAACGAAAUGCUCAUUAAAAGAAUCAACGCAGGGAGAAAGAUCCACAUGGUGCCAUGCAAUCUUCAAGACAAGUUUGUGCUUCGUUUUGCCGUAUGUGCAGCUACAACUGAAAGUAAACAUAUUCAUUAUGCUUGGCAGAUCAUAAAGGAGCUUGCUACGGAGCUGCUUGAUGAAGGCUAUCAGUAGAUGUGCUAUACUCAAUGAGAUAUACUUGUAUUUUACAAUUUUAUCCUAAAUAAGUCCUAUUAUUUUCCUGAAUUGUUUCAGCUGAUUUUGCUUAACAUAGUGUAGAAAAUGAUGAAUUUGGGUUACAUUUGGCACUCCUGACCCUUGUAAUUUUGGGGGUAAUAGUGUAUUUUUGCAUUGUGUAACUUGCAAAAUGUAAUUUUAAUUAUGAGUUUAAUACGUGAAAAAGUUCAUUUAAUCAUGUUAUGUAAUAAAUACAAUCACAUUAUAUGUGCUCUGAGCCACCAUCUGGUGUGAAGGGUGCUAUAUAAAUGCAAGUUGUUAGUAGUAAUGUACUGUAACAGGCAGAGCAGAUGUUGAGAAUAAAGAUGAUACCAACCAUAGUUGGUGAACAAAA
Molecule: messenger RNA, 2096 nt
Organism: Callorhinchus milii (elephant shark)
Lineage: Eukaryota; Metazoa; Chordata; Chondrichthyes; Chimaeriformes; Callorhinchidae
Gene: ddc
Product: dopa decarboxylase
Exons: 14
Coding region: 257-1699 (480 amino acids)
Biological process (GO): serotonin biosynthetic process; amino acid metabolic process; catecholamine metabolic process
Molecular function (GO): pyridoxal phosphate binding; aromatic-L-amino-acid decarboxylase activity
Source: RefSeq, a predicted model, not a curated record